Rubroshorea leprosula is the source of this 3026-nucleotide messenger RNA. The record is from the annotation of a GenBank genome assembly. Lineage: Eukaryota; Viridiplantae; Streptophyta; Magnoliopsida; Malvales; Dipterocarpaceae.
GGCUGGGUUGGGUAAGGGAGAAAGUCGCCUUCUUGUUCUUUCUUCCCUCUGACAUUCCACCUCCUGUGAACCCCAUUAAUUUAUUUCUCUCUUCAACCCUCGAUUUCCCCUUUCUGCCCCUGGUUUCCCUCUGGAUUUCCUUUCUCAGGGUUGGUUUAUUUAUAUACAUCUCCCACCGAGGUAAAAGUUAGAUUUUUUUUUUUUUUUCUGGGCUGUAAAAUCUGUGUAUGUAUGUGUAUAUAUCUUCUUAUCCCUAUUCUUGUGUAAGACCCAGAAAAGUUUUCAUCUUGAGGAUGGGAUUGGUGUUUUCUUCUUCCAUGGCUGUUCUCUGAGAAAAUUGAUUCAACUUUAGGGAAUUUGUGGAUUUGGGAACACAAUAAUGCCUGGGAUUAUCAUGGAUGAAAUCAAGGAAGAAGCUUCAGUGAAUGCAGGGAGUGAGAAUUCUAGACCUAUGAAGGAAAAUUCAGUUUCAGAUAAAUCACCCAGAAGUGCAGCAAGUCCACAGCGCCCCCACAAUGCAGGCCACAAUCUCCCAAUUGAUGGGGUAGUUGACACCUCAAUUGAGCAACUAUAUGAGAAUGUCUGUGAUAUGCAGAGCUCUGAUCAGUCACCCUCAAGGCCGAGCUCUGGGUCUUAUGGGGAAGAGUCUAGGAUUGACUCAGAAUUGCGCCAUCUUGUUGGGGGGGAGAUGAGGGAGGUUGAGAUAAUGCAAGAGGAGGUGGUGGACAGACAGGAUGAUGAUGGUCGUAGUAACUCCUCUUCUAAAAAGGGAAGUUCAUCUGGCAGUAAGAAGUCAGGUAGGUUAGACAAAACCCAAUCUCCAAGGGUAAAGUCCAUUUCUUCCAGUCAUACCAAGAAAGCUUCUAACUUGGCACUGGACCCUGAAGCAUCACCAAAGUCCAGUCCUAAGGUAAAAAGCCCUUCUGAUAAACCUCCUAUUGAUAAGCGGAACAAUAAGACUCUAAAGAAGCCAAACACAGGGUGCUUUUCUCUGAAUAAAGGGAAGGCAUUGAAAACAAAUGGAACUGAGGAUGAAUCAGGACUAGGUAAUCCAGCUCUUGGACCAUUUCUACUCAAGCAAGCAAGGGAUUUGAUUUCAUCAGGAGAUAAUAUCCAGAAAGCUCUUGAAUUAGCACUGCGAGCUGCAAAAUCAUUUGAAAUCUGUGCAAGGGGGAAACCUAGUUUGGAAAUGGUUAUGUGUCUGCAUGUCACAGCAGCAAUAUACUGUAGCUUAGGCCAGUACAAUGAGGCAAUUCCAGUUCUCGAGCAGUCAAUCAAGAUUCCACAGAUGAUUGAAGAUCAAGAGCAUGCCCUUGCAAAAUUUGCUGGUCAUAUGCAGUUGGGUGAUACUUACGCAAUGUUGGGACAACUAGAGAAUUCAAUAGCAUGUUAUACAACAGGUCUGGAAGUUCAGAAAGAGGCUCUAGGAGAAACAGAUCCAAGGGUUGGUGAGACCUGCAGGUAUUUGGCUGAAGCUCAUGUCCAAGCACUGCAAUUUGAUAAGGCUGAAAGGUUAUGUCAGAUGGCCCUUGACAUUCAUAGAGACAAUGGUUCACCAGCUUCUCUUGAAGAAGCUGCUGAUAGGAGACUCAUGGGUCUUGUAUGCGAAACAAAGGGAGAUCAUGAAGCUGCUCUGGAGCAUCUUGUUUUAGCCAGUAUGGCAAUGGUGGCAAAUGGCCAGGAGGCAGAGGUUCCUUCUGUUGAUUGCAGUAUUGGAGACACAUACUUAUCUUUGUCUAGAUAUGAUGAGGCUGUUUUUGCCUAUCAGAAAGCACUCACAGCCUUUAAGACAACUAAGGGAGAGAACCAUCCAGCUGUUGCCUCAGUUUUUGUUCGUUUGGCUGAUCUGUAUAACAGGACAGGGAAAUUGAGAGAAUCAAAAUCAUACUGUGAGAAUGCCCUCCGAAUCUAUGAAAAACCCAUGCCUGGGGUCCCUCCAGAGGAGAUUGCUAGUGGCCUGACUGAUGUUUCUGCUAUCUAUGAAUCGAUGAACGAGCUUGAUCAGGCAAUCAAGUUGUUACAGAAGGCAUUAAAAAUAUACAAUGAUGCCCCUGGUCAGCAAAGCACAAUUGCUGGGAUUGAAGCCCAGAUGGGGGUUAUGUACUACAUGCUGGGUAAUUAUUCUGAAUCUUAUGAUUCCCUCAAGAUUGCCAUUUCAAAAUUACGUGCAUGCGGGGAGAAGAAAUCUGCUUUCUUUGGCAUUGCUCUCAAUCAAAUGGGUCUGGCUUGCGUUCAACGCUAUGCUAUAAAGGAGGCUGUUGAAUUGUUUGAAGAAGCCAGGAGCAUAUUAGAGCAAGAGUAUGGACCAUAUCACCCUGACACACUUGGGGUCUAUAGUAAUCUUGCUGGCACUUAUGAUGCACUUGGCAGGUUGGAUGAUGCAAUUGAUAUCCUUGAGCAUGUUGUUGAGAUGAGGGAGGAAAAGCUUGGGACGGCAAAUCCUGACGUUCACGAUGAGAAAAGGAGAUUGGUUGAACUGCUGAAAGAAGCUGGGAGAGUUCGGAGCAGAAAAGCCAGAUCUUUGGAGACCCUUCUUGAUGCCAACUCUCAAAAUACAAAUGGGGGUGAAAUUCGUAGGUAUGAUAAGGAAAAUUUUUAUGUAAUAAGAAACGAACAAGACGUACAAUAGGGCUCGUUUAGAAGGUAAAGCAUGACAAAAAAGGAAGGACCCGGCUAUUGAUGAUCUUUACCACAUUCUUGGUGUGGGGGAAGAAGAGAGUAGGAGGGUGGACUUGGAAUAACCACCUCAUGGUGUUUUGCUUGUGUUAUUUAUUUUGAAUUUUUGUGUUGAUUAAAGGCUGCUGUUAAGUUAUUGUGUGGAACAGUGGAAGUGAAACCAUAUGCAAGACUGUUAUUAUGAUAUGGAAGGUAUUAUAGAUCCACUUGCUGUGGAAUAAGUUAAGAUUCUUUGAUCAUAUGUUUGUAAAGUGCUAUUGUAAUUAUAACAGAAUGGUUUAAACAUGAUUCAUCUCUUUGAGCUGGAUUAUUGUGAUAUUGGCCAUCAAUCGAUGUUUGGUUGUGAACUU